This is a messenger RNA of Paramisgurnus dabryanus, 1298 nucleotides long. Its product is annotated as C-type mannose receptor 2-like. NCBI's taxonomy places the organism in Eukaryota, Metazoa, Chordata, Actinopteri, Cypriniformes, Cobitidae. The record is from RefSeq and is a predicted model, not a curated record.
UGCACGCGUGCACAGCAGAACGGCGUCUGUGCCAGGACCGGUCGUUUAUCUGAACAGAGAUCUGUUUAAGUUUCACAACAACUUAUUUCAGUUGCUUCAAAGUUAUGAAACACUGACAGGAAUGUUCAUCUGACAGGAGGUUUCGUUUUAUCAGGUAUGUGGGUGUACCAUAUUUUUCCACUGGCAGCACGACUAACAUGGCAGGGCAUCUAUGGGUUCAAGCUCUCUGUUCAUUAUCUGAAUGCAUUCAGCGCCGCUAUCACCACAUAAACAUGAAUAAGAACUGGACUGAAGCUCAGAGAUACUGCAGAGAGAAAUACACAGAUCUGGCCACAGUCAACAACAUGAACGACAUGAAUCAACUGAUGAAGAGUGUGGAUAACAGUCUGAAUAACAGUGUGUAUACUGGUGUCUGGAUUGGACUUAUGGAUACAGGUGUUUAUAAAUGGAAGUGGUCUCUGGGUGAUCCUGUGAAAUAUACAAACUGGGAAAUUCAAGACUUGUUAAAUGGUUAUGGUAAUUGUGUUUAUAUAAUAAAUGGAUUAUGGCGUGAGCAGUACUGUGGUCAGAAGUUAAACUUCAUCUGCUACAAUGAGAGCACUAAAGAAUACAUCUUUGAAACUUCUUUUAAAACAUGGAGAGCCGCUCAGAUCUUCUGCAGACAGCAUCAUACUGAUCUGACCAGUGUGAGGAAUCAGACUGAGAAUCAACAGAUUCAGAAGAUCAUGAAUGACACAAACAUAUCUGAAGUCUGGAUUGGUCUGUUCAGUGACUCAUGGGAGUGGUCAGAUAAAAGUGAAUCUGGAUUCAGAAACUGGAGCUCUGGUGAACCUAAUGGUGGUGUUAAUGAACUGUGUACAGAGGUUAUGAUGAAUCUUCAGGGUCAAUGGAAUGAUGUGUCUUGCAGUAACUCUCUGACCUUUGUGUGUCAUGAAGAUAAUCUGAUAUUGAUCCAGAUGAAUCUGAGCUGGUCUGAAGCUCUGAGAUACUGCAGAGAGAAUCAUGUGGAUCUGGUUUCAGUUGAUUCAGAGGAGAUUCAGUUCAUGGUGACUAAAGUGAUUCGUCAGUCCUCUACUGACGCCGUGUGGAUGGGGUUACACUAUUACUGCCAAAUGAACCUCUGGAUCUGGAUACGAGGAGAGGCCGUGUGCUAUCAGAAUUGGGCUCCAGGGAACGGGACAAAACUGAUGGACUGCAACACUGAACACAGAGCUGGAGCAGUUCAGUCUGGAGGAGAUCAUCUCUGGAUCAGCCGUCCUCAAUCUGACAAACUCAACUUCAUCUGCAGCAGAAAAUAA